UUCACCGAUUGCCAUGCCUCCCGUCCUGUACAACAUAGCAGGCAGCUCACCUUGCGGCUUCAUCCGUACUCUGGCCAAGAAGCUCGGCGUAGAGCUGGAGCUCAAGAACCUUGAUUACUUCAAGAAGGAGCAUCUCACUCCAGAAUACCUCAAGAUCAACCCGUUUCACAAGGUACCAACUUUGGAAGACUCAGGAUUUGUAGUUUACGAGAGCCUCGCCAUUGCUUACUACUUGCUACGCAAGUAUGCUCCCAAGUCUGAACUGUACCCGGAGUGUGUGGAGCAACGCACCCGCAUAGACCAGAUCCUCGCUGCUGUUUCGUGCACGAUUCUGCCGCAUAAGGUGGCCUUUUUUCGACCCCUCUUAGCUGAAAAGAGAAAGCCUACCAGCGAAGAAGUGGCAGCAUUCGAAGAAAAUGUGCUCAAGGGCUUCGAGCACCUUAUCGGUGACGACAAGUUCGCCGCAGGUGACAAGGUCACACUGGCUGACUUCUGCCUCUUCUCAGGCAUUAUUGGAGUGUUCGAGAUGCGCUUCUUCAACAAGGCCAAGUUUCAGAAGCUGAGCAGCUACUACGAGCGCGUCCUGCCCGAAAUCACUGGCUUCGAUGAGAUCUACAAGCCAGCAAUCACCCACUUUCAGGAGCGCUAUGGUGGUCUGAAAUGAAUCCUAGAAGGUCGAGAAUUAUGUCAUAAAAUAUGCUCAGCUACAACAAGACGUCGCUCACCAGAAUAAAAUGUGACGUACUUUGUAAUACAAGAUUUCAAAA
Messenger RNA from Dermacentor albipictus, 767 nucleotides. Its product is annotated as glutathione S-transferase 1-1-like. The record is from RefSeq and is a predicted model, not a curated record. Gene Ontology annotation, biological process: glutathione metabolic process. Gene Ontology annotation, molecular function: glutathione transferase activity. NCBI's taxonomy places the organism in Eukaryota, Metazoa, Arthropoda, Arachnida, Ixodida, Ixodidae.